Messenger RNA from Perca flavescens (yellow perch), 4374 nucleotides. It is a transcript of the gene ccnjl, whose product is annotated as cyclin J-like. The record is from RefSeq and is a predicted model, not a curated record. The coding region runs from base 317 to 1588 and encodes 423 amino acids. The transcript is spliced from 6 exons. Lineage: Eukaryota; Metazoa; Chordata; Actinopteri; Perciformes; Percidae.
CAACAGCAGCAGCUGGUGCAGCCGAGGAGGACGUUACUUUGUUACAGCGGAGCUACCGGGAGAGAAAACGACGGAGCAAAACCUCUCGGAAAAGUGUAAACAGUUUGCUCAACCAAACGCCUGUUGCCCGGAAUUAGGCGAUGGCAGCUGUUUUAUGAAAUUGCCAGUGGAUUUGAACGUUGCCUUUUUGCCGGAAAAAAAAAGGUCUUUCUCAAAGUUGAGCCGAAGAGGAGUUCAGGAUGUCGGGCUGAGACAAAGGGGUCUGGGGGGCAUUCCCGUCGGAGCGGUAAAACUUGAUUCUUGAAACCUCUUCUGGAUGGGAAAGAUGGAGAGGGAGUUGCAAUGGUGGAAAGGACAGCUAGCUGCAGAUAUCCAUCAAUCGCUCCGCAUCAAGGAGCUGAAGCUACCGGUCUACCGAGCCCACUCUCCGCAGAUUGGCAUGCGGCGGUACUUUGCAGACUUGUUGGCCAUCCUGAGUAAUCGCUACCAGCUAUGUCCUACAGCGCGUCACCUAGCCGUCUACCUACUGGACUUGUUCAUGGACCACUAUGAUGUGGCUGUCAAGCAGCUCUAUGUCAUCGCCCUCUCCUGUCUGCUCCUAGCUAGUAAAUUUGAGGAGAAGGAGGACCGGGUUCCCAAACUGGAGCAGCUGAACUCUCUGGGAUUUAUGUGCAGCCUGAACCUGGUUCUCAACAAGAAGGAUCUGAUCAAAAUGGAGCUUCUGCUCCUCGAGACCUUUGGCUGGAACCUGUGCAUGCCCACACCUGCCCACUUUAUUGACUACUACCUCCAUGCCUCGGUGCAGGAGGGCGACCUAUACAACGGCUGGCCCCUCUCCUCCCUCUCCAAGACCAAGGCUUUCAUGGAUAAAUACACUCACUAUUUUCUGGAAGUCUCUUUGCAAGACCACGCCUUCCUGAGUUUCCGACCAUCCCAGGUUGCUGCUGCAUGUGUGGCAGCAUCUCGUAUUUGCCUUCAGAUUUCCCCAAGCUGGACGACUGCUCUGCAUCUACUAACAGGCUACACCUGGGACCACCUCACCCAGUGCAUUGAGCUCAUGCUGCUUGCUCAUGACAAUGAUGUUAAGGAGGCCAACAAGACCAAAUCCACUCCUCCUCACCGGCCCUCCUCUCUGCAGUCUCAUCCCCAGACCUCUCACCUCUCUCCAAUGUCAGCCAUCCAGAGACCAGCCUCUUCCUCUUCCUCCACCUCCUCCACACCACAGCUGCUCUUUCAGCCGAACGGCUUCACACACCUUUCCCAGCAUUCCCCCUCCCUGUCCCAGCUGCAGGCGCUAGCUGACUCCCAGGCUUUGGGGCCUGUGGUGAACAUGUCUCAGGACUUCCUUCAGAGCCACAGGAUGGGUCUCCUAACAGCGGCUCCUUCCAUAACUCCUGGGGUUGGGUUCCCCUCAUACCCAACCCUGACCUCUGGUCUCCAGCCGGGGGCUCGUGCGCUGCCGCUCCAGGGCCCCAUUUCUGUGCAGAUGGCCCUCGCUGCAGAGCCGCGCCACUGUCUGAGCAUGGCCUACGGUGGGGGCUACCUGGGGGCUCAUCACACUUUCACAGCGGGCUGCUUUGACAGGUGACGCCAGGAGACGGAGAGAGAAGACAAACCCCUGCGGGAGUGCACUGCUAUGCUUCCGACCCAAUUCCCUACCCCGAAUUAUCAUUUUACAGAUCUCCUCUCUCUCUCCGUCAGCUCUGCAACUUCUUCAGCUUGUCCAACUCCCCCGUCCCUCACACAGAGACGCCUCAAACGCAAGCAGAGGUCCAAAGGCAAGACGGACCCGGUGGAAGUCAUCACACUGACAUGACAAAUGCUCCACCACCUUGAAAUACUGAGGCAUUGCAAAAAUGUUAUUGCCAUAUUCUGAACUGGUUUUAUAAAUCUGUGUUAUUAUGAGACUGUCAUCACUGUGAAUGAGAUGAAAGCAGCAGUGUGAUCUAACACCCACCUCAUUCAGUGCCUGUUCUCAGUCGUGUGAUAACUGAGACAAUUUUAGAAGUGUACAGUACACAAAGUAUCUGUGAUGAGGAUAUCUUGCUGCUUGACAUGAUUUAUUUCUAAUCCCAAAAAUUGAACACAUUUUUUUUUAGAGAGGAAAAUUUGGCUGGUGUUUUUUCUUGAGCCACGAUUUGAGAGAGAAAGAAGAAGAAAUAGGCCUAGAGGCUUAUCACUGCAAGCAUUGACCUAACUCCUGUAGUAUCUGCUGGAGCUGAAGGGCCCCUCUGGGAAUUCCUCACCAGAUAAACCCUCGGAGGGAACAAAGAAUUAAUUGUUUUGAGCACAGCAGGUGAAGUCCGCAGCUGGAACGCGUCUGCGGUGUUUCGUUUUUUUUCUUUCCUCCUCUCUGCCCUCGUCAUCUCUUCUCUCCCAUCUCCAAAGUCGAGCCUUGUGGCAGAGCCGUCAAACACCCGGGUGAGAAUGUGUCUUUCUGGCAGCUGCAGGCUUUGUCAUACUAAAGUUUUAAUUUCAGUGUCCCCGGCACCACUCAAAGAAUUGAACACAAACUGAUGUGACUGGACCAGCAUGGUGAAGGAGACGUGGACGUAGUUAGUCUAUUGUACAUAUGAAUUGCUGCUGCCUUCUUACGAACUGUUGGUUCUGUGUCUGUGUUAAUGACUCCAAUGUUUACAUGAACCACUAAGUAUCAGGGACUUGAACAAGAUUACUUGAAUAUGAUGCCAUUGAAACAUGCCAUAGCUUUUAUUUAUGAUGACCUGUUUCUUUCUUAUUUCAUUUUUGUUUGAUUAUAGUGUAGCUUUUUAUACCAACUUAGAAACGCACCAUUGAUUAAUUAUGGUUUUCUUUGUACCUGUUCAUAGAAAUUGUUUAUUCAGGCUCAGGAUUCAGGGCUGAAACUAGCAGCCUUCUCAUUAUUCUGUGCUAUUAUGCUUUAAAGUGGAUGCUAUUGCAGCAUCUGGGGGCUGGAAUAUUCCCCUUCCUCAUCACUGGAACUUACUCUGCUGACAAGUCAGUAACUGAAUGCAUCGUAGAGGAACAACCUCGUGGUCACUGGUUUCACACAUCUGUGGGCAGUCGACAGUAAUUGCUUCCCAAUCCCCAAUCUUCCACUUCCUGUUAACGUAUAAACACAUCCAGAUUCCCAGUGUCGGUCACAGGGGUUGCCUACUGGUUACCAUGGUGAUACCUUAAAUGACAGUGGACCCCAGGUUCUGGGAUGUUGUUGACCGAAUUGGGACUGAAUUAGAGGUGAAACUAAAGAAUCUUCAUUACUGAAUUAAUUGUUUUUUUGUCUUUAAAAAAAAAAAAAAAAAGAUACAAUAAUUCAAAAUGCAAUGUUGUUAUGUCCCACAACUCAAUGUGAUAUAUCCAAAUGGCUUGUUUUAUUCGACCAGCAAUCCAAACCCCCAAAAUAUUCAGUUCACUAUCACUUAUGAUGUACAAAUGUGACAAGUAUCACAUUUUCCCAUUUGAGAAGCUGUAUCCAGAGAAUUUCUUGAAAAAUGACCACAGUAAAACAAUUGUUUGCUGUGGAUAAUCUAGUCAAUGAAUCCACUAAUCCUUGCAGCUCUACUGUGGACCCCAACUUGUGGGAUGUUGUUGAAUGAAUUCAAACUAUUUUGCUGUGGACGUUGCACAUCUUAGGAUGUUUUGCCUUGUCCUCCGCAGUUCUCAGAUAACACUACAUGACGCCCUCUGAAACAAACCAUCAAACGUUUUACAGCUAGACAUCCGUUGGUUUUCCUGCCACUGAAAAGGACAUGAACUAUACUAUGCCUUUUUUGUUUGAACUUUUUAUGUACAGUUUUGUUACAUUUUCUUUUUACAUUCCUUUUCAGUGUAUUUUUAGUUAAAGCUUUUUGUGAUUCUCCUGAUGGAUGCCGUUGGUGUGAACUAGAUUUUUUGUUUUUAGAGUUCAACUUGCUCUUUUCCUCAUUAUUCAUGAGCAACUUCUCACUGAGGUGUCAAAGGUGCAAUACGUUGUUUUUCUGUUUAAACUGACCACAGCCAUCACUGUCUCGUGUACACCACUGGUUCAUCUUUUGUAACUUAUUUUUGAUAAUUGUGUGAUUUGACUUGCUGUAGUGUGAUCUCCUCUAGAGGGCAGCGGGCUCUAAACACACAGAAUAUGUUGCAUAUUGCAGCCGCCUCCUUUGAGGGAUAGAUAUUAUUAUACUGAAUGCUUUUGUCUUUUAGCUAGAGAUUUCUCCCUCCUGUGAAAGGUGCUGAGGUCACUCACACCAAACAACACUUGUCCAAUGUAAUAGUAAUGAAACCACAAACUUCCAAUUUAUAUUUUUGUAUUAUUUUGUACCAAUUUGUAGUCUUGGUUUAUGUGACACUGAAUGACAGAAGGAAUUCUUUAAUCAUAAUGUGCCACGGAAUAAUAAACACAAGUGAACUGAG